This is a messenger RNA of Macadamia integrifolia, 1217 nucleotides long. RefSeq names its product rRNA-processing protein fcf2-like. The record is from RefSeq and is a predicted model, not a curated record. Gene Ontology annotation, molecular function: RNA binding. The transcript has 6 exons. Gene Ontology annotation, biological process: RNA processing. The coding region runs from base 356 to 943 and encodes 195 amino acids. NCBI's taxonomy places the organism in Eukaryota, Viridiplantae, Streptophyta, Magnoliopsida, Proteales, Proteaceae. Gene Ontology annotation, cellular component: nucleolus.
GGUGACACCUACUCUUUUUUAAUCCAAGGGAAGAGAACGUUGAAGUUGUAUUGGCAAGGCUGAAGGUGAGAAACAGGAUGUAUUUGGCUAAUCUAAUGGGGAAAACCCCAAUUCUCGCCCGGACUCCCUCUUUGUCUCUCUCUCCCGCCCCUGAGUAUUUCUUCAGCUCUGUCUCCCAUUCCUCUUCUUUUAUUUUCUGAAGAACAAGAAGAAACCUGUGGUAGUGUUCUGAAUCUAUUUUGAGGCUAAACCCAGAUUGUCAGUGGACUUGCACAUUCAAUCUUUUCGUGAUAAGGUUGCUAGAUUAAAAGAGUAGAUACAUCCGGGCAUACAAUUUGAGUUUGCUUCAAAUAGAAUGGCUGAGAAAAAGUCAUCCAUUGGCCUUGUAUGGGAGCCAAAAGUACCUCUCCCAUCAGUGACAAAAACUGGGCCUGAGGUAUCACAGAAAUUACCCGAAAAUGUGGUAUGGAAGCCUGAAAAUGAGCUUGUUGAUGGACUCUUUGUUCCACCCAAUGACCCUAGGAAGAUGAACAAGUUUCUGCGGAAAAAAGUUAAAGAUACUGCUGGUAAAAGCUGGUUUGAAAUGUCUGCCCCAACCAUCACUCCGGAGUUAAAGAAAGAUCUCCAAAUGCUAAUGUUGCGUAAUGUAAUUGAUCCAAAGAGGCAUUACAAAAAGGGUGGUACAAAGUCAAAGACACUUCCCAAGUAUUUUCAGGUUGGUACAGUGAUCGUGUCUUCAUCAGAUUUUUUCUCUGGUAGGCUCACUAAGAAGGAGAGGAAAGCAACUCUUGCAGAUGAGCUACUUUCCGAUCAGUCCCUUGGGGAGUACAGGAAACGGAAGGUUCAAGAGAUUCAGGAGCAGAACAGGUCAGUUGGGAACCAGAAAUGGAAGAUCAAGAGUAAGCAUUCCUGGAAGCGUGCUAAGGAAAGAAGGCAUGUUUGAACCGAUAAUAUUGUCAUUGCACAGGAAAUGUUUCACUACCUCAAGAGAAAAAAGGCUAAGUUGGGAUUUGUCGUUGGACAUGGCCAAAGCAUAUGACAAGGUCGAAUGGGGUUUUUCUUGUUGCCAUUUUCCAAUUCCUGGGCUUUGAAGAAACUUGGACCAAUCUUGUACACAAUUUGAUCAGCACUAAAUCCUUCUCCAUUAAAUUAAAUGGUUCCGCCUUCAAUUUCUUCAAGGCCUCCAGGGGGAUCCGUCAAGGAUGUCCUUUAAUCCA